Molecule: messenger RNA, 730 nt
Organism: Aureobasidium uvarum
Lineage: Eukaryota; Fungi; Ascomycota; Dothideomycetes; Dothideales; Saccotheciaceae
Source: the annotation of a GenBank genome assembly
GGUGAGGAUCUCACGAUCAAAUUACAUGAAGCCUGUUCUCUCGCGAUCCGUGUGUUCCCUGCCUGCUACUUUGCUCCUUCCUCGUACAACCACCUUUGCGACUCAGCAUAUCAACACUGUGACGAGAUCUUUCUUCAACUUUAGAAAAGUUACAUCAUCGCCUGCGACCAUGUCUUCUGCCACCUCCUUCCACGAGUUCAAGCCCCUCGACAAGAAGGGCAACGUCUAUGACCUGUCCAAGCUCAAGGGCAAGGUCGUCCUUGUCGUCAACACUGCCAGCAAGUGCGGCUUCACUCCUCAGUUCGAAGGCCUCGAGAAGCUCUACAAGGGUGCGCAAUCUUCACUCUCGCUUUACACACCCCUCCCCCUGACUUUUAUCUUCACCACAGACCUCAAGGCCGCCCACCCCAACGAUGUCGAGUUCCUCGGCUUUCCCUGCAACCAGUUCGGCUCUCAAGACCCCGGCUCCAACGACACAAUCCAAGAGUUCUGCCAACUCAACUACGGCGUCUCGUUCCCCGUCCUCGGCAAAACCGACGUCAACGGCGACAAGGCCGAGCCCGUCUUUGAGUGGAUGAAGGCCGAGCAGCCCGGUCUCAUGGGCUUGAAGAGAGUCAAGUGGAACUUUGAAAAGUUCUUGAUUGGCAAGGAUGGCAAGGUCAAGGGCAGAUGGGCCAGCACCACCAAGCCUGAGGCUCUGAAGGCGCCUAUUGAGGCUGCUUUGAAGGCU